Messenger RNA from Rhinichthys klamathensis goyatoka, 1018 nucleotides. Its product is annotated as calcium homeostasis modulator protein 2-like. The record is from RefSeq and is a predicted model, not a curated record. Gene Ontology annotation, molecular function: monoatomic cation channel activity. The transcript has 2 exons. Bases 83 to 1012 code for a protein of 309 amino acids. Lineage: Eukaryota; Metazoa; Chordata; Actinopteri; Cypriniformes; Leuciscidae.
UUUUAGGUUUUAGUUGCAGACACAACAAUCAUCAUCAGCGGAAAGAAACUGAAAAAGAAAAGCAAGGUCAUAUCAAGAGAAGAUGUCUGUGCUUAUCUCAGAAUACAUCAAAUUUAUUGCACUGUACAUCAAGAGUAAGGAUGCUAUGGUCUUCAAUGGUCUCAUAGGUUUAGGAACAGUGGUCGGUCAGACAGCAUACAACAUCUUAGCUUUUGACUGUCCAUGUUCACCAAAGAAGAAUUACCUGUACGGUCUGGCUGCCAUUGGUGUACCAGCCCUGGCUUUCUUUGUCAUUGGGGUAAUGCUGAAUCGAAAUACCUGGGACGUUGUGUCAGAGUGUCGCACCAGAAAAUGCCGGAAACUAUCGGUGACUGCUGCUUUUGCUCUUUUGGGCUCCACUGUGGGCAGAGCAGUCGUUGCCCCCAUCACUUGGUCUGUUAUUUCCCUCCUGAGAGGGGUGGCGUAUGUCUGUGCUUUCAGUGAGUUUGUAGACCCCUUAUCUUUGAAUAAUUUCUCUUCAUAUACACCUGGUCCAGAAAUCAUGGCCCGGUUUCCAUGUAAGGAUGUACCUGCUCCAUUUAUGAACUACUCAGGAGAAGUUGAACGCCAGUUAAAGUAUGAAUCCCAGCUGUUGGGCUGGUUGCUAGUAGGAAUCAUCUCGCUCUCCGUCUUUCUCCUUCUCUGUCUGAAAAAUUGCUUCUCUACUCUUGGCUAUCAUCAGGAGGCGUACUGGUCCCAGUAUCGUUCCAGCGAACAAGCUCUUUUCCAGCGUACAGCUGAAGUGCAUGCUAAAUACAAUGCGGCUGAAAAUGUCAAGAAUUUUUUUGGCUUUGUGGCCUUGGAAAAUCAGGAGAAGGAGCUUCUUGCAAACUGCAAGGGAAUCAAAAGUGUCAUUCCCAGACUGGAGUGGAACCGCGUCACUGGAGUUUACAUGUACAGAGAGAUCGAUAACACUCCCCUGUACAGCCGCUUGAACAAAUGGGCCAUGUAUACAAAUGAGAAUGACUGUUAAGUACUU